Molecule: messenger RNA, 503 nt
Organism: Plectropomus leopardus (leopard coralgrouper)
Lineage: Eukaryota; Metazoa; Chordata; Actinopteri; Perciformes; Serranidae
Source: RefSeq, a predicted model, not a curated record
ACUGGAAAAGAUUCCCGAAAGAACUCAGAGUGAGGAAACCCUGCAAAGACGGUGUCUCGGCAGCAGUCGGUCGCUCGCAGAGACCUCCGGCGGGUCAGAAGAAGAAAAAAGUGAAAGAGAAAGAGGAAGUGCUGCUCAAACUGGAGACUCUGCAGAAGAAGGAGGAGCAGCAGAGCUCGGAGGAGGAGGAGGAGGAGGAGGAGGGGGAGGGAGAGGAGAAGAAGAAGAAACAGGAGGAAGAGGAGGCAGAGGGAGAGGAGGAGUACGACGAGGAGGAGUUUGAGGAGGAGACGGACUACGUCAUGUCGUACUUUGAUAACGGCGAGGAGUUCGGAGGAGACAGUGACGACAACAUGGACGAGGCCAUUUACUAAAACACACACGCACACACACACGCACACACACACGCACGCACACACACGCACACACACACGCACACACACACGCACACACACACGCACACACGAUGAACACAUAUCAGAUUUGAUGACUCACUUUUUUAA